AAGUCUUCAACUCGAACAACUCGCUUCGAGUCUUCAAACCGUUGAUACUUUUGCCGGGGAAAGAUGUCGUUAUCUAGUCUCAUCGGCGGUGCACUUCCUCCUUCAGUCGGAGAAAACCAGCUGCCCACAAAACCGUCGUCGCUGACAACCACAAAACGAGCUCUUCCUCUUCAGGUGAGAAGUGAGGGAAGACCGGAAUCAUGCCCUCCAAAAGUACUUGGUGUUUCACGAAGAGAUGUGAUGCUACCCGCUGCAACACUAGCAGCAGUCACUUUUUUCUCAGUCGAACCUGCUGCUGAGGCACGAAUCGUCAAGCCUGAGAUUAGGAGGAAAAUUCAGGAAAAGCUCAAGUUGCUGAGGGAAAAGGCCGGCUUAUCAGAGCCAAAAACCAAUCAAGGGAAACAGCCAGAACUGUCUUCACCACCGGCACCUGUUCCAAGUCCUCAAGUAAGCCCAAUUAUACCACCUGUGGAAGCAAUAUUCCCUUGAGAAAUGAGAUGGUAAUUGAUCCCUGUGAUACACAUAAUUACCUUAUCUAGUUCAAUUUUGUGUUUACUU
Fragaria vesca subsp. vesca is the source of this 558-nucleotide messenger RNA. RefSeq lists its product as uncharacterized. The record is from RefSeq and is a predicted model, not a curated record. The transcript is spliced from 2 exons. Lineage: Eukaryota; Viridiplantae; Streptophyta; Magnoliopsida; Rosales; Rosaceae. Bases 64 to 489 code for a protein of 141 amino acids.